GGGGCGUGUCCGGGCGAGUCCCUGACAGGUGUGGAGCAGAGGGCAGAGCGGGAGCUCCGGGCGGCGGUUUUGGGACAGACCCGGUCCCUCCCAGACCUCACCGGCGUGGGGCCCUCCUGCCAUGGGGGUGCUGCCUGCCUCUGCUUGCCCCGGCACACCCACCGCCUGCCCCUGCCAGACCGUGCACCAGCUCUGCCAGCAAAAUGUGUUGACCUCCCGGAGGGGUACCCAGCCCACCCGCGGGCACAGGCACUCCAGGGAGCCUGGCGCCGGGCAGGGACGCUUUGCGCCACCCGGGAGGGAUUGCCAGGACAAACUAGUCCCGUGAGCAGCAGGCACAACCCGUGGGCGCCCGCUGUGCCGGGUGCCUGGUUGGGUGUCUGGCCUGGAGUCGGCUCACGUGUCAGCGCCCUGGCUGGGGAGGCCCUGCUACCGCCCUCCCUCUCGCCGUCGUCCCAUCUUCUCCCCACUAGUUUUCCAUCUCUCUCCUCAUUUCUCUGUCCCUCCCACUCGCGGUCGGAGCGGCCCCUUUAAGUGCGGCGGUGACGUCAGGGGUGGGCACAGCUUGUGCUGGCGCGGCGCCCGCGGGCGCAACUGGCGGGGGGGUACGCCCCCGCGGCCGCGCGUUGCCGGUGCCGCUGGUGCCGCUGCCGCUGCCGCUGCCGGUGCCGCAUGGCUCUGGCCGGCGCGCUCCGGAACCUGACGCUGACCCUGGGGGCCGCCGUGGCCGCCCUCGGUUCCCUCCUCUUCAUCGCCUGGAAGAUCUACUUCCGCACCGGCACCGGCACCGACUGGAGCGGCUGGUGGGAGCGGGAGCUGCGGGAGCUGUGGGACCGAGCCCCCGCCGGCGACGCGGCUGGAGACGGGGGCUGGCAGGGCACCUUGCUCCGGGUCUUUCCCUCAAACUCAACCAGCUGCCUGAGCAAGGGGCUACGGGUCCUGGGACCAGCCCACACGCACCCUGCACCCCCCUCUACCCCCACAGCUGGACUGGCGGCAGGUGCUGGUGCUGGGGCUGGAUGGGGCAGGGAAGAGCAGCGUCCUGCACUACAUCUGCAGUCAGACGGCCAGGGAGCACAUCGCACCCACCCACGGCUUCAACUCUGCCCAGCUAUAUGUCGGGGGGCUGGAGAUGGACCUGCUGGAGGUGGGGGGCAGCCAGAACCUGAGAGCGUACUGGCCCUGCUACCUGAGCCAAGCCCACGUGCUGGUGUUCGUGGUGGACUCUGUGGACAGGUCCCGCCUGCUGACAGUGCGCCAGGAGCUGCAUGCACUGCUGGCUGCAGAGCCCCGGCUGCCCCUGGUUGUCCUGGCCAACAAGCAGGACAAGAGCGAUGCCCUGAGCGUGGCAGAGCUGAAGGAGGAGCUGGCCCUGCACACACUCAGCGGGCAGCGGGAGCUCUUCCUCCUGCCCACCAGCGCGACCUGGGCCAGCCUGAGCUCUGCCACCAGUGUCCUCCAUGUGAAGAGUCUGCUGGUCACCCUGCUUUCCCAGCCCUGAGACUGUAUGGGGGGCAGACAGGCUCCCACCCCCAGCAUGGUUCCUCUUUGGGGUCCACAGCGCUGGGACGGAGGUGGCCAAGCAGGAGACCUGGAGCUCAGACGCACUGGUAGCAGGCUGCCGGCUCUGGGGUGCUCACUGCACCCCGCGAGGUUUCGGGUUGAGCUGUGGCAUGGCUGCCCUCAGGGAACAUGAGCAGCAGGCUCUGCUCUCUGCCAUGGGGAGAGAGCAGCUGCCUCCCCCAGUUCAGGGAUGAAAUAUCUCUUGGGACGGAGGCACAAGCACGGCUUUGACCUCUUGGUGAGCAUGAACGUGCAGCACAGGGCAGGGCCCCACACGUUCACUGCAGCCCUGCGGGAUAUGAAAUGAAUGGGGCUGAAUAAGCGAGGUGGCCCUUUCACCCACCAGCAUGGACAGGUCAUCCCAGGAGAGGGGCUCUCCCUGCUGAAAAACACGAGGAGUUCCUGCUGGUGCAGCCCUGACAGUGCAGCACACACCAGUGGGAAUAACCUGCUCAGGCCGUUCCUCACCAGGGCUGAGCACAGCUCCCAAUUCCCCCAAGUCUGUAUUUAAAGCCAUGUUUAGGAAAGAUGAAGGAAGGUGUCAGGCAGCCCUGCACUGCCCUUUCACCCUGAGCAGGGGUAAAGACAGGACUUCUGGGAGGAGCUGCGCUCAGCAGACACAUCCCCCUGCACGUCUCCCUUCCUCUCAGCUGCCCUGGGGAGAAGGGAAGGAGCCAAGCCCAGGGCCCGCAGGGUCCUGGAAAAACCAAUCAUGAAACCUGAAGGGCACAUCAGGGAAACGGAUGUGAACCAGCCUGUCUCUGCUGUGAAAUCUUUUGUACAGUUGCUCUUUCCUUUUUUCAAUAAAAGAGGCCAAUCACUGCA
This is a messenger RNA of Columba livia (rock pigeon), 2388 nucleotides long. It is a transcript of the gene ARL10, whose product is annotated as ADP ribosylation factor like GTPase 10. The transcript is spliced from 4 exons. Gene Ontology annotation, molecular function: GTPase activity; GTP binding. Bases 673 to 1614 code for a protein of 313 amino acids. NCBI's taxonomy places the organism in Eukaryota, Metazoa, Chordata, Aves, Columbiformes, Columbidae. The record is from RefSeq and is a predicted model, not a curated record.